AUGAAAAGAUACUUAAUAACAUUAUUAACUAUAACCGUAGUUACAGUAAGCUGUAAAACAGUUAAAGAAAGUAGAGUAGAGGAUCCUGUUGAGAUUAAAGCUUUACCCGAGCUCACCAUUCAAAGUGCUGAAGGAGAAAGGGCUGAGAUUUCUCGAUAUCAGGCAAGUAAUAAGCGAAUAAAUGAUUUGAUUCACACCAAGCUGGAAGUUAAAUUUGAUUGGCAAAAACAGCAUUUAUUAGGAAAAGCAGAACUUACUUUCAAGCCUUACUUUUAUCCCGUAAACUCUCUGGAAUUAGACGCUAAGGGCUUUGAUAUUCAUUCUGUUUCUAUGAGUGAAAAAAAAUUGAAUUAUGAGUAUGAUGGGAUGAAAUUAGUCAUUCAAUUGGGAACAACCUAUACUCAAAGUGAAACGUAUACAAUUAAGAUUGAUUAUACAUCUAAACCCAAUGAAUUAAAAUCAUCAGGGAGUUCGGCAAUUACCGAUGAAAAAGGGCUGUAUUUUAUUAAUCCACUGGGAGAAGAUCCCAAUAAGAUGCCUCAGAUAUGGACUCAAGGAGAAACGGAAUCAAGUUCAUGUUGGUUUCCAACUAUCGAUUCUCCAAAUGAAAAAACUACUCAAGAGCUUUCAAUCACAGUGAAAGAAAAAUACGUUACUCUGUCCAAUGGGAAACUUAUUUCUUCUACGAAAAAUUCAGACGGGACCCGAACUGAUUAUUGGAAACAAGAAUUGAAGCAUGCUCCUUAUUUGUUUAUGAUGGCUGUGGGAGAAUUUGACAUAACCAAAGACUCAUGGACUAGGCCAGAUGGAACUAAGAUGGAGGUAAAUUAUUAUACAGAGCCUGAGUAUACUCCUUAUGCAAAAGCAAUUUUUGGUAAGACUCCAAAGAUGAUUCAGUUUUUUUCUGAUAAACUUGGAGUUACCUAUCCCUGGGAUAAAUAUAACCAAAUAGUAGUACGUGAUUAUGUCUCUGGAGCUAUGGAGAAUACUACUGCAGUAAUUCAUGGAGAUUUUCUAUAUCAAACGGAUAAAGAGUUGUUGGACUCAGACAACGAAGCAAUCAUAGCACAUGAAUUGUUUCACCAUUGGUUUGGGGAUUUGGUUACCUGCGAGUCUUGGUCUAAUCUUACUGUCAAUGAGUCAUUUGCUAAUUAUAGUCAGUACUUAUGGGAUGAGUUUGAACAUGGAAGGGAAGAAGCAGAUAAGAAUGCUUAUGGAGAAAUGACAGGCUAUUUUCUUUCUGCUGGACAAGGAGGAUAUCAUGAUUUAGUAAACUUUGAGUAUCAAGAUGAAAUGGAAAUGUUUGAUGGCCACUCCUAUAACAAAGGAGGUAGGAUUUUACAUAUGCUGAGGUAUUAUGUGGGAGAUAAAGCAUUUUUUGCUUCUUUGAAACAUUAUCUGAAUAAGAAGAGGUUUAAUACGGCUGAGGCACACGAUUUAAGAUUGUCUUUUGAAGAAGUUACGGGUGAAGAUUUAAAUUGGUUUUUCAAUCAAUGGUAUUUUGAUCAAGGGCAUCCAACGCUACAUUAUUCGCAAGAAUAUGAUAGUAAAGCUAAGAAGCUUACAUUGAAAAUAGAACAGAAACAAAAUUUUGAACAGUUUCCGAUCUUUAAGUUACCUAUUGAAGUUGAUAUUUAUACCGAGGGGAAAAGAGAACGAAAGACCUUAUUAGUAACUAAGAAAAAACAAACAUUUGAAUUUGAUUCUGAAAAACCUUUACUGGUGAAUUUUGAUGCUGAGAAAAUUAUAUUAGGCAAAAAAUCAGAAGAGAAGUCCGAACAACAAUGGAUUUAUCAAUUAAAUAUGGCUCCUCGUUAUUUAGACAAGAAAGAGGCGUUAGCUCGUCUUAAAAAUAGUGACAAUCAACAAGCUGUUUUAGCUAUUUUUAACCUGUUAGAAUCUUCUUAUUAUGGGUUUAAUAAUAUGGGAAUGGGAGAUUUAGGAGAAUUACACAAACAAAACCCAACUAGGCUAAAGGAACGACUUAUAAAAUUGACUGGCCAUAACUCCUCCUCCUCAGUAAGAGCAAAUGCUUAUAAAAAUCUAGAAGGAUACUACGGAAAAGAUGAAGGACAUGAAAAAUUGUUGACCAAAGGAUUGUCUGAUAAGUCUUACAAAGUGAUGGGAGUUUGCUUACAAUCAUUGGCUAACUCUAAUCCUAAAAAAGCCAUGGGAUAUGCUAAGACUUUAGAGAAAGAAAAAAGUAGUUCAGUCAAAUCAAUUAUAGCUUCACUCUAUGCUGAUCAUGGGACUAAAGAAAAUCAUGAUUUUUUCCUUCAAACUAUUCCUCAAACUUCAGGGUUUGCACAGUAUGGAUUGCUUAAUCAGUACGGCACUUACUUAAGUAAGUUGGAUGAAAAAGAAUUGUCAAAAUCUAAUGCUGUGUAUCAAUCAGUAGUGGAAGGGACUACAACAUGGUGGAUGAAGAUGGGAGGUUAUCAAGGUUUGCUAACAACCAAGAAUAGAUUAAAAAAUAGAAUUUCGGAAGUGACAACUGACAUAGAAGUGGCAACUGAUGCCACACAAAAAUCAAAAUUGGAAAGAAAGGUAAGUGAAUUGAAAACUGAACUCAGAGAAGUACAAAUGGUCUUGGAUUCCUUGAAGAAGAAAGAAACGGAUAAAAAAGUGUUAGAGUAUUUGAAGAAUAUGUAA
Penaeus vannamei (Pacific white shrimp) is the source of this 2652-nucleotide messenger RNA. The record is from RefSeq and is a predicted model, not a curated record. NCBI's taxonomy places the organism in Eukaryota, Metazoa, Arthropoda, Malacostraca, Decapoda, Penaeidae.